AUGAUACACAACAAAAACAAUGUGACUGAGAUCCCCAGUGUGGACCUUUUGACUUUUCUAUUUGGUAACUUUACUCGGUGUUCUCGUGUAAUCGCAAGACUGAUCUCACGCCCACAGNAAUCCAAUCAUUGCGCAGCGAAAGAAGACACGCCCUUGUACGCAGAAGCCAGCGAUCCCACAAAGUUCAUCACAAAGUGGAGAGCGCGAGUUCUCACUCGUCAGAUUGCUUACUUUCUGCGCCAUGAGUAUGGCAUUGGUCAACAUGGUGUUGGGGAAGAUGUAGUGGCUACGGUGUCCACAGGCCAACACGCACUCGCAUGUCUAUUCUUCGGUGUCAUUGCCGCCGAGGGUGUAUACUCGGCUGCAAGUCCAGGCGCCACAGUCGAAGAACUCGUGCGACAGAUCAAAGACGGCGCCGCCAAGAUACUCGUCUGCAGUGCCGAUGUCAAAGCCCUGGCAGAAGACGCUGCAGAAACCGUGGGAAUGUCGAAACGAAACGUGCUUGUCCUCUCAUCAACCCCAGAAAUCAGACUGGAAAGCAUUGAUGCAAGUGUUUGUUGCGAGUUCGAGCAGGAGCUUGCUUGGAGACCAAUCACCGAUCCCAAAGAAUUGGAACAGAGCAAGAUUUGCAUGCUCUACUCAUCCGGAACCACGGGUUUGCCAAAAGGUGUUCUGAUAUCGCAUACAAACAUGGUAGCGGAAGCUUUUCUACCCGCCUACAUCAACCGACCCAUCUGGCAAGAGUGGACAACAGCAGGAAAGCCUUUCGAAUUGCGCACUCUGGCACAUCUUCCAACAGCCCACAUUUCCGGCGUGCAAGGAUACUUUGUCAACGCCUUUUAUGAUGGAGGAAUUGUGUACUGGAUGCCUUCAUUUGACUUUGGCGCGUUCUUGAAGUAUAACGUGCAGUAUCGCAUUACUACAUUCUUCAGUCUGCCAAAGAUUUACUUGGGACUGGCUAGACAUCCGGCAGUCACUGAUCAGUUGAAAGCCCUGGAGAUUGCUUACUCGGGAGCUACACCUUUGAACAAAGACGUCUAUCGUUGUGCAAAGUUUGGAGGCGAGGAAGAGGAUAGGACGCUGCUUAGCCAGACUUGGGGAGCCAGUGAGACCACUGGCGCCGUCACUCAUGUCUCUCCUGCGAUGAGAGAGACUUCUGGUAGUGUAGGAGCACUACUUCCAAACAUGUUGAUGAGGUAUAUUUCGAGAUCAUCUUGA
Aureobasidium uvarum is the source of this 1218-nucleotide messenger RNA. The record is from the annotation of a GenBank genome assembly. NCBI's taxonomy places the organism in Eukaryota, Fungi, Ascomycota, Dothideomycetes, Dothideales, Saccotheciaceae.